Molecule: messenger RNA, 1439 nt
Organism: Gossypium raimondii (Peruvian cotton)
Lineage: Eukaryota; Viridiplantae; Streptophyta; Magnoliopsida; Malvales; Malvaceae
Product: E3 ubiquitin-protein ligase RZFP34
Exons: 13
Coding region: 309-1328 (339 amino acids)
Biological process (GO): protein ubiquitination; ubiquitin-dependent protein catabolic process
Cellular component (GO): nucleus
Molecular function (GO): zinc ion binding; ubiquitin protein ligase activity
Source: RefSeq, a predicted model, not a curated record
UCCAACCAUAAAAGUUUCAUCCCAAAACUACCCUUAGAGGGAACCACUAAUUUUGAGUGGCAACUAAAAACAAAAUUAUGAACUUAAAUGUAAUUUCACUAACCUUCCUUCUUGCCGUUGUUUUCCCGCCCGCCGCUGUUCUUUCCAUUUUAUAAAAACCAUGGGAAACUUCCUCGUAACUCCUAACUCGGAAUCCGGAACCCAACUCACUCUUAACUCGUCGAUUGUGUUAGCGCUAUCAGCUCGUUGAUUCAAAAUAGAAGCUUUCUUUGGGUUAUCCUAAUAUAAGAUCGCGUUAAUACCGGAGUAUGGAAGGUGUAUGUGAGACAAAGUCAUGUACAACUGAGUUGAAAUCUGUUGAAUUUGGGAAUCAUCAAAAUGGUUCUUUGAUGGAGACUGGAUUAGGGAAUUCUGGGUGUUCACAUUAUAGAAGAAGGUGUAAGAUCAGAGCACCUUGUUGCAAUGAGGUUUUUUAUUGCAGACAUUGCCAUAAUGAAUCUAAGAAUUCCCCGGAAUCUAGUCCUCUUAAGCAACAUGACAUUCCACGCCAUGAAGUUGAAAAGGUCAUUUGCUCCCUAUGUGACACAGAACAAGAUGUACAACAGUAUUGCAUCAAUUGUGGAGUCUGUAUGGGGAAGUACUUCUGUGGUAAAUGUAAAUUCUUUGAUGAUGAUGUUUCUAAAAACCAAUAUCACUGUGUUGAAUGUGGCAUAUGUAGAACUGGAGGCGAGGAGAACUUCUUUCAUUGCAACAAAUGUGGAUGUUGUUAUUCAAAUUUAAUGAGGGAAGUACAUCGUUGCAUUGAGAAGGCAAUGCACCACGAUUGCCCUAUUUGCUUCGAGUUUCUCUUCGACACAAUGAAAGAUGUAACCGUUUUACCUUGCGGACACACAAUGCAUUUGGGAUGUUUGAGAGAAAUGGAGGAACAUUAUAGGUACUCUUGUCCCGUUUGCUCAAAGUCUAUCUGCGAUAUGUCGAAAUUGUGGAGAAAGCUUGACAAAGAGAUUGCUUCAACCCCAAUGCCUGCAGUAUACCAAAAUAAGAUGGCAUGGAUUCUAUGCAACGAUUGUGGAGCCACUUCAAAUGUACAGUUCCAUAUAGUGGCGCACAAAUGCCCGAGUUGCGAGUCCUACAAUACGAGACAGACGCGUGGAGGCCCCGUUGGUGGUUCCUGCUCUGAGAUGGAAUUCUUUGAGGAGGCUCGGAAGAUCGAAGAGAAUUCCACCUUCAAAACUGGGAUACUUAAACCAAACCAAAAAUUGAAAGGGGACUUGGACAGGUUCCUCAAUCAAGCCCAAAGCAUGAAGCUAGCUUGGAGGAUCAUCUAGGAAAGAGAUAAACUCUAGGUCUCAGUGAGAGAAUGCCGCUUUAUUAAAAAAAGGCCUGAGAUGGCAGGUGCAAAAUGGUAAGAUGACUGGAAUGGGCUAGGUCCUCCCCAG